ACAACUUAUUACAGUACCCACCGACCACCGUGGCGAUCAAGCGACCUAACGUUAGACAGCUGAAUUAUGUCUCUUCGGAUGAGUUUUCAAACAUUUUAAAACUUUCUUUUUUAUUUCUCCUCCUCAAUGGUGGAACAAGACAUACUGUAGUACAGUCCAGUUGAACAGCCGACGAAUAGAGACUGGAUUCAGCCCUCGGACUGUAAAAAAGUCUGCAACCCUGCCAAAUUACUGUAUAGCGUAUAUCGGACAGCUACCUUUGCUCAUCUCAAGGCCAACAGCGCCAUCUUGCUUUUAAUUGACCUCAUGUCUUUUCCGAGGGAAGGACUAAUGCGAAAUCAUAGUGAGUUUGACAGUAAGGGAGCUCGUUUUUUCAGAAUGGUGAUCGUUGCAGCUACUGCCCUGAUAGUCGUACCAUUUGCGUUGACGCUUUGGUGGAUAUCAUUGAUAUCUUUUACAUAUUACGGUUAUGAAGGCCCUGUUUAUCCUAUCAGCCCAUUACGAUGGCUUAUCGCUGUCUGUGUCCCACUCUACAUGUCUAUUGAUGCAUUAAACCGAAAGAAAUUGGACCGAGCCGGAGCAGUAUUAGCGUUUGUAAUAGGUGUCGUCAUGACGCUGAGUAGCUACUCUCAUUUCUUGAGCAUGGCUGCAUUCUUCUAUUCCGGGUCUAAGCUCACCCGAUUCCGGGCCAGAAGGAAGCAAGAGCUGGAAGAGGAUUAUAAAGAAGGUGGACAGAGAACAUGGAUUCAGGUCUUCGCAAACGGGGGACUUCCUGCACUGUAUGCUGCCCACUUCAUCCUUGACACCGGCUUCCAAGAUCGCCCGCUGGACUUCUCACACUAUUACAACUCCACGUUCAUCGCUCUAGGGGUGAUGAGCGGGAUAGCCUGCUGCAGCGGAGAUACCUGGGCUUCCGAGGUUGGGAGCGUCGUCGGGAUGGAGAAACCUUUCUUGAUCACAACUUGGGAAAGGGUGCCAAGAGGAACCAAUGGCGGUGUCUCUCUCGUCGGUACCCUGAUGAGCUUUGCCGGAGGUCUCGUCGUGGGCCUUGGAUACCUCGUGGGAAUCUUCUUAACGUUCAGUCAGGAGAUGCUACGUGACUCUCCUCCCCAGUGGCCGGUCGUGCUCUUCGGGGGCGUGGCCGGCCUGGUGGGCUCCCUCUUCGACUCUCUGCUCGGGGCGUGGUUCCAGUAUUCAGGCUACUGUACGAGACAGUGUAAGGUGGUCCACCAGGCCUCGCCCACCACCAAACACAUAUCGGGCGUCGCCCUCUUUGACAACGAGGGCAUCAACCUCCUAUCGUGUCUCCUCACCGUCCUCGUCAUGCCUCACAUCUGCUUCUCCUAUUGGCCUCGGAUCAGCUAUUAAAGUGAGCCUUCGGGUAGGAAAACGGUAGUCUGCAAGCACAGACUCUUAUUUGGUACUUUAACCAAUAACAGGUCUAGAGUCAAGACUAGACGCCAAAGGCUCUGUCUGUGUCAGGUAAGAGCCAGCCACAGUACAUAGUGAAUCCUAGUCUCACUACUUCAGACUAUGCAAUUUGCAAAAACCAAGGGUCUGUGCCUGCAGACUAGGAAAACAGUGCCCUCAUACAUAAACCUAGGCGAUUGAUCAUUAGCUGUAUUUUUAUGAUCAAUCAUACACAAUUAUCAAUGCAAUCGAUUGUAGAAAAUCAUUCCCAAAGUCGGUCGCUGAGGUUCGUGUUGCAGGGCCCAGAUCGUUGUACCUCUGGAAAGGAGAAAUUUCUUCAUCUUGAAUCAGCAGUAUUUUGCCAGUUUGGUAGUUUGCCACUUGGUAAAUUUUGUAUAUUUAGUAAAUUUUUGUAAAUUCCCGUGUUUUCCUUAUGUUCCAUGUGGUCUCAUUCCGCUCGGUCCAAUCAGAGUUGGGCUACGACCAGUACCGGCGGCACAAUGCACUAUACAGUAUAAAGCCCAGUCACACUUUGCUGAAUGUGAAGUCAAUGGCCCGUAUUCUGAAGUCAGUUUUAACUUAGACCAUGGUCUAACUCUGUGCUAAAAUUAUGGGGAGCCAAAUAUUCAAAAUUUCUGUUUGUAUUGUAUAUUUCUUAUGUUUACUAUUUUGUUUCCUUUUGCUUUCAUAAUCAAGAAAAAUACUUCAGUUAUCAUUCCUAGACAAUUAUGAACGAUUUGAGUGUCAUAUGAGUUAAUAGUAAAUUGGAUGUGUACUAUUAAGGAUUUGUGCCCCAAUUGGCUCUCCAUAAUUAAACCACAACUUUAAACCAGGUUUUAAUUUAAACCUGAGUUCAGAAUACGGGCCAAUAUUUUUAUCCUAUAACAUAACACCUUGUUGUGACAUCAGGCAUCGCUACAACAUUACUGGUUGUAACAUGAACCCAGUUAGCGCAUUGUAAAUAGUGCUAACAACGUUUUUGUGCGGCUGGUUCUAUUCGUCUACUAACCAUGAUUUGGUAUAGUUGCCAUUUAGUCGUGAUUCAUUUUGUCUAAUUUCCAGUUAGGCUAUAGUAUACCCAUCAUUUGGUCUCACCCAGUUGGUCUCACACUGCCUGGUCUAUGCGAUUAGAUGAAAUGUUUAUAAACCAAAUUAUUUGCCAAGGUGCAAAAUAAUGGGUAAUUAAAGUAGAAUUUAGACCAUCCGGGCUUUAAACUAUAAAGUGACCGUUAGACAAUUUGAUGGUUUAAACAAACCGUAAUUAGUCCUAAUUGACAGUGGACGACGUGUCUUUAGCCAUAAUGGUGUUAGAUGAUCUGCAAUUAGACCAAUUGAUAUACUCUAUUAUAUGACAACGAGAUAGAUCCUUGUCAUUUGAUCGGUUGUUUGAUAUCGAUCAUUCAGUCUAUUUUACAAUGUCAUCAAUCGUGCAAUUUUUUAUCCAUUCAUCGUGAAAUUUUGGAUCCAUACGAUUUUGUCCAUUGCACGCGCGCACCGCUGCAGGCACUACAAGUAAGGUGCUUGCAGCGCGCAUGUUGUAUGUACGCGACAAUCAACUGACCGAGCAUAUUUUGCAUCAAAAUUAAUAAAUUUGAUAUGAAAAAUAAUAUAGUUUUAGAUGUCAUAUAAACCAAAUAAUGAAUGUUCUAUUCAUUCGUGCAAUGGACAGAAUACUUCAUUUGGUGAAAGAUGAAAUGAAUGGAUCCUUUCAUCUUUCACCUCAUGAAGUAUUCUGUCCAUUGCACUCAUAAACAUUCCUUAUUUGUAUAUUGUCAAGUUAAUUUGUUACAUUGAACGACAGUGGGGAGCAUUCCAUGAACCUACAUGUAUCUCACUGUGAUUGCAAAGCUUUGUGAUACAGGCCCCCGAUCAGCAAUCAACUGCAAUUUUUUUUGCAAUUCAUAAUAAGACAUAUGAUUAAUUUGGGGACCGUAAAUAGAUUUACAAUUUACUACAGGGUUCCCACAGUCAUGGAAAAUCCUGGAAAAAUUUGUAAGUAAGGGAAAAGUCAUGGAAUUGCAUUUACCUCUUGGCUAUGGCAGCUUUCCAGUUUGUCGUGAAUUGCAACUCUCAUACUCUGCUACAUGUAUUAUAGUUGGUGUUCAUGAUUUCCAUUUUUCCCAGUUUUGUGACAUCUUAAAUUCUACAUACCUCCCGGGAAGUCAUGGAAAACAGCAAUUUAGUCAUGGAAAAGUCAUGGAAUUCUGUUUUCAUAUUUCUGUGGGAACCCUGAGCUAUCUUUCAACACUCUAUUACUCUAUGUGUCAUAUCAUUGUGUAUGUUGAUAUCUCUUCAUUGUGCCAAUUUCCCAUUUAAAUUGAUUAAUAUCGUAAGGACUAGUUCAUAUUUUAAUAGGAUCUAUGUAAGUGUGUGAGUAAAAUGCCCUUGUUUAGGGGCUUCCUUUUUUUUAAUGGAA
Messenger RNA from Lytechinus pictus (painted urchin), 3826 nucleotides. RefSeq names its product transmembrane protein 19-like. Bases 307 to 1368 code for a protein of 353 amino acids. Gene Ontology annotation, cellular component: membrane. NCBI's taxonomy places the organism in Eukaryota, Metazoa, Echinodermata, Echinoidea, Temnopleuroida, Toxopneustidae. The transcript is spliced from 6 exons. The record is from RefSeq and is a predicted model, not a curated record.